Microdochium trichocladiopsis is the source of this 849-nucleotide messenger RNA. Its product is annotated as glutathione-dependent formaldehyde-activating enzyme. Gene Ontology annotation, molecular function: carbon-sulfur lyase activity. The transcript has 5 exons. NCBI's taxonomy places the organism in Eukaryota, Fungi, Ascomycota, Sordariomycetes, Xylariales, Microdochiaceae. The record is from RefSeq and is a predicted model, not a curated record. Bases 1 to 849 code for a protein of 282 amino acids.
AUGGCUGAGGAAGAACCCAAGACCUACCGUGGCAACUGCCACUGUGCCGCCUUUGUCUUCGAGGCCAAACUCCCAGAGAUAAAAAAGCUCCAGGGCUGCAACUGCAGCUACUGCCACAAGGACGCCUUCCUGUACGCUCGACUCAAAGGCCAAGAGGAUCUCGUCUUUGAAAAGGGCAAGCUCGAAGACCUGGUUUCGUACCAAUUCGGCCCAAAGGGCAUCGACCACAUGUUCUGUGGCAAGUGCGGGACCACCAUCGUCGUCAAAGGGCAUGCUCGAUCCUUCCAGCACGGCCAAUUGCCUAACCUCUGGGAUAUGGAGCUUGACCACUUCGACGGCGCUAGUUUCGGGAGCAAGUACGAGAUCCCCGAGUUCGAAGGGCCGAAACCAGAAGGCGAGGGCGAGGGCAUCAAGUUCUACACCGGCAGUUGCCAUUGCGGUGCUGUGCGUGUUGGUAUCAACACGUUUCCUCUCGACAAGACUUAUAACAAGUUCAUGACGGAAUGCAACUGCAGUUUUGACAACAGGGCCGGCUGCGCAUGGAUCUACCCUUCGGCGAAAAGGGUGUCGAUCCAGGGCGAGGAGAAUGUGACAGUUUACCGCUUCAACCUUGGAGUCUGGGGCAAGGCAUUCUGCAAGACCUGCGGCAUCUACCUCUAUGGCAAGUAUCACUCGCCUCCCGAGGCCGCGAUUGCCAACUUGUCUGAAGAGGGCAAGAAGUGGGUACUGGGCGGUGCUCACCUCCGGCCGCUCAACAUCAGGAUUCUCAAUGGUGUCGACCUCAAGGAGCUCAAGCUGUCUCACAGUGACGGAUACACCAACAUCCCGCCGGGAUACACCGAGCCAUGA